CGCGCUCGCGCCUCGCACGAAUCCAGAUGCAAGGUCAGCGCCGCGCAAAGUGGGUGACGGCGAGAUUCGAGUCGUGCCGUCGUAUCGAUUCGAUCAAUACACAUGACACCGACGACGACGUGCUCGGAUGAAAACAUUCCACUCAUUCAACCGCAUCGCAUCGAUUCACCUGGCGGCGGUGUGUGCAGUGCGUGCGCGUAUCAAAUGCCGCACACGAGCGGCUGCGCCGGCGGCGUUGUGAAGUGCACCACAGGGUAAACACCCUCGGUCAUGACGUCCACCACCAAGUGCCGCCUCAAUUCGGACGGCAGUGUCUCGCUGGCGGACAUCAUCACCUCGUUUCACUCGUCCAUCCGCGAAGAGCACGCGUGGGCGCUGUGCCAUCAGUGCGCCAAGUUCUUCGUCGACAAUCUGCGCGCGGACCAUCGGACCACCAGCUACCUGGUGACGGACAUGCAGCAUGUCUAUUUACAGGCGGACGGGAAUUUACAUCCAAACACUUUGUACCUUCAACAGCGGGAUGAUCCUCGGAAGCCAAUUGCCAACCAGUUGGAACUCAUCAACGGCUUGGGGUGCAUUAUUUAUAAUGCUUUAGAUCAAGGGACUAAUAAUGGUGAAGAGCGAACCAUAAGCAAAGACCUUGAGGAGUUGAUCAAUGACAUGGUGGUGUACGAGCAGAGUUUUCAUCAUGAGACAGACGAUGAGGGCAUUGAGAGGGAUUCUGGUGAUCCGGAUGGUGACGAUUCAGCUUCGCGCCAUCCUAAUCACAUAACACUACAUAAAAUACUAGAAAGAUGCGAGAAACAUGUGGGUAAAUUAAGUAAAACCGAAGCCGAGUCACAUUACCGCGCAGUAGUGAAAGCACUGGUAGCCGAAGCGCUCGAAUUGGCCACGUUUCUGGAAAGCGUCGCGUCCGGCAUCAACACACGUAAUGGCGACAACAGCACCAACACGGACCUGGAGCAGUUGCAAUUCGCUGAUUGGGCGCGCUUCUGGGUGCAGGUCAUGUCCGAACUGCGACGGGGUUUCAAUCUGAAGAAAGUCAACUAUACCAAGGCGCCGAUUGAAUACGAACUGACACCCUAUGAGAUACUCAUGAAGGAUAUCAGGACAUGCCGAUAUCAGCUUAGGAAAAUUAUUGUGAAUGACGACGUACCAAAAGUGAACAAAGACGCGCGUGCCAUUAUCCUCGAUUUCAUUCGAUCGCGCCCGCCGCUGAAGAAAGUCUCCGAUCGGAAACUACCACCGCGUCAGUAUACGUACACACCGCGCGAGCAACUAAUGCAUUCGAUACGCAAAGGUCGCAAGCUGCGCAAAACCAAAUUUCCGCAAUCGCCAACGAAAGCGCGACAUUUACCCACUGGCGGCGGCGGCGGUGACUCAGCGAACACAACAGCGCGCCGCCUCAUCAAAAUCGAUUUGGCGCAACUGGAUGACGACGAUGAUGAUUCUGACGACAGUUCCGAGUCCUGGCCGACGCCGGAGUUGACUCGCCUGGAGCCGUACGACUUAGCAUUAGAAACACCGCUGCGCGCUGCACCGCGAAGGCAUUCAUUGAGUGUUUGUCUCGAACCGAAUAUGGGCAGUCAAAGUGUUCCACAGUCACGACCUUGCUCGCGGCAGUCAUGUGCGAGCAACGAUACACUCGACGGUGUCUCCGUGCAGUUACCACCGGAAAUCUCCAAAGCACUGGAAGACAACUCAAAACCCUGGCAUGAAAAUGUAAGUCUGGAAGAUCGCUUAGCACUCACCCUCGAAGAAAUCGUGCAUAUUCGGAUAGUACUCACCAAGGCGGAGUUAGAAGCACUUCCGGUCGAAGGACAUGUACGCGGCGACGUUGAAAACCGUAAGGUGUGUUUCCUGUGUCUGAAAACACGUUUUGGUAUCCUCGGUCCAUGGGGGCAUCGGUGUUCGCUAUGCAAGCGUACAGUCUGCUCAAAAUGCUACUCAAAGAUGAACAUCCCCAUGGAGCAUUACUCCAGCCUGCCGGUGGUGCUACUCAGUCCGAGUAAUAUGUGCACACCCGAGGAGGAGUACUCCAAAGUGUUGAAUAACAAAAACAGCGCGAAUUCCAGCCCGCAGCCGAGCCCGUGCAAUUCGCGGCCUUCAUCAUCUCUGGAUCGGUUUCGAAAUAAAGCUCUAACUGUAACCAAACCGAAUGUUGUCGAUCGAUUGAAGGGCAGCCAGAUGCUGGUGUGCAACGACUGUAAAAUGAUGGUGCUGCAGAUCAUCAAGUCCGGACAGGCGAAUCGCAGCGCCAUCCGCAACAAACACCUGCAGAACUUGACGCUCAACUUGGAGCCGGUUUUCACGGUGCAAUGAACUAGUAGCAAUUGCAUUCACAAUUCACACUUCCAAAGAUUACAGAUUACAGGUUGCGUUGAGGGAAUUAACGAAAUGUAUAAUGACAUUAAUCGGGGCUGUGUUUCUAGUAUUGUUUAACGUUUAAGUUCCUUUUCUUCAGUAGACAUCCCACCACGGAAAAAAACACUUUGCUGCAAACAACCAACUUUAGACCAAAAUGAUCUUUCUAGUUGUCUAAGAACUAAUCGAUAAGUGAUUAAAUAGUCAAAGAUAUUUGAGGCACAAUAACCAACAAGUUAAGUAUUAGAAAAUGAGCACAGACAUGUUUAAAUCUAAUAAUAAAUGGAAACCCUAAGACUGUAAAUAUUAAUUAUAUAUUAAAGAAGAUAUCGAGUCAGAUUUUAUGUUAACGCGCGUAUAGAAUUGUAUUAUUUAUUGAUUAUUAUGCAGAAUUCAGUUUUCUUUUGUAUGAGAUAUGCAUGCUUCAAAAAUGUGUGUGGCCUAAAACUUGAUCACAAAACAAGAGUUUUUAUCCGAAUUGUGUGAAUAUAAGUCAAGUAUUUGUUUAAAGUGUCUUUAAACCAUUGCAACCACAAUACAACCAAAGAUAGAGUCUAUUAUUUUCGUAAUCAGAGGAAAACUAUGAAUAUAGAAACAAAUUGUAUAUCUGCUGUUGAGAUUUCUAAAGAUAUAUACCACGACACAAUCAUGGAUGUAGAAUAAAUGAUAUUAAUAAUGAAACUAUAUCAAUAUCAAGCACACGAAUUGCGACUCUAAGCAAAAACAUACUGAUAUAUAAGAAAUGCGUGUUGAUUGUUAAAAUUAUUGUAAGGACAAUAGAAAAGUACAAACGUUACACACGAAACAAAGACUCAAGUAGACUUCUAGGUGACAAUUCUUGUUCAAAAUAGCAUUUCGGUGGCGUUUGUGGUUUUCUACUGUCGCAAAAAUACAAAUAUCUAUUAAGGUUAAAAGUGCAUAGCAAAAAACAAACGAUAAACUAGUCUAAAACAUAAGACCUUGCUGGUAAGAACCUUGAAAACGCUUGAAACUAUGAAAUUCGACACCGAAUCAUUUGAUCUCUUCCACUUCAGUCACCAAAACUUUAUGUUUGACGCCGAAUGGAAACACAAAAAUGAACGAAACAAAAAAUAUAAAUUAUUGGCUUAAAACAA
Molecule: messenger RNA, 3479 nt
Organism: Dalotia coriaria
Lineage: Eukaryota; Metazoa; Arthropoda; Insecta; Coleoptera; Staphylinidae
Gene: spir
Product: spire type actin nucleation factor
Exons: 4
Coding region: 271-2322 (683 amino acids)
Biological process (GO): intracellular transport; polar body extrusion after meiotic divisions; actin nucleation
Cellular component (GO): cell cortex; cytoplasmic vesicle membrane
Molecular function (GO): actin binding
Source: RefSeq, a predicted model, not a curated record